AUGACAUCUCAAAAACGUGAAGAAACAGGGUCUAUGAAGAAAAUUAUCUUAGUGGACGUUAAUGAAAUUGUAGUUAAAUUAUGGAAGACAUAUAUACCACAAGCAGUACCGAAAUAUAGCAAUACAUUAUGCAUACAUCAUGGUAAACUGGAAAGUUUGAUGUCUUCUAUGAAAAAAAGCAAUACCAAUCAUCCUGGUGCAUCGUAUGCUGUUGUAUCUCCAGGAAACUCAUUCGGUUAUUUAGGGGGAGGAUUUGACCUUGCAUUAUAUAAUUAUUUUGGAGGAAAACCUUUUGAAUCAUGGUUCAGAAAACAACUUGGGAACAGAUACCAUGCAAUUGGAUCAGCUACUGUUGUUGAUUUGAAAUUAUGUGAUGAGGAAGCUACAAUCAGACAAAGAGAUGGUAUACGAUAUAUAAUACAUUGCCCUACAGUGGUUGCACCGGUUCGUCCAAUUUAUGAUCAAAAGAAUCCAGUAAGGACAGGUAUUGAGCCCGUAUUCAAUGCAAUGUGGAAUGCCUUGAUGCAUUCACCUCCUGACAUAGAUGGACUAAUUAUCCCUGGGCUAUGUACAGGUUAUGCCGGCGUUCCUUCCUACAUAAGUUGUAAAAGUAUGGCAUUUGCUCUCAGAUUGUAUAUGUGCCAAGAUACGAUAUCAGUUGAAUUGAGGAACAUAUUGACUAUGUUUUUCUUGGGAUAUCCAUACAAACCCUUUUAUCUGGAUAUAUGUAAAGAAGAAUGUGAGAAUUUGGGGUUAGCUUUCGAGAAACUGAAGGAGUAUAACGUCAUGACAGAUUCUUUAGAGGUAAUCCUCCCUAGCAAUUUAGAUCAAUUGAAAUUUAGACACUUAUAG
Naumovozyma dairenensis CBS 421 is the source of this 852-nucleotide messenger RNA. It is a transcript of the gene PDL32, whose product is annotated as putative ADP-ribose 1''-phosphate phosphatase. The record is from RefSeq and is a predicted model, not a curated record. NCBI's taxonomy places the organism in Eukaryota, Fungi, Ascomycota, Saccharomycetes, Saccharomycetales, Saccharomycetaceae. The transcript has a single exon. The coding region runs from base 1 to 852 and encodes 283 amino acids.